Molecule: messenger RNA, 2551 nt
Organism: Xenopus tropicalis (tropical clawed frog)
Lineage: Eukaryota; Metazoa; Chordata; Amphibia; Anura; Pipidae
Gene: angptl4
Product: angiopoietin like 4
Exons: 7
Coding region: 88-1461 (457 amino acids)
Biological process (GO): blood coagulation
Cellular component (GO): extracellular region
Source: RefSeq, a predicted model, not a curated record
AAGAAGGGUUCCUUGACAGAGAGCACAAGCCUGAACUUGAGAAAGGCAGACAGGGUGAAGGGGAUAUAGUGAAGGAAUUACGCAAAGAUGAAGCUGUUACUUGCAAGUAUAACUGUGAGCCUGCUAGUGCUGAGCCUGCUAGUGCUGGGAGGGGAGAGCUGGGGAUUCUCUUCAGAGAAGAAGGUGCAGUAUGCCUCCUGGGAUGAAGUAAAUGUACUAGCUCAUGGGUUGCUCCAGUUAGGUCAUGGGCUCAAAGAACAUGUGGACAAGACCAAGGGGCAGCUGAAGGAGAUCAGUGGCAAGCUAGUACAGCACAAUGUGUCCUUGCUGGAGCUAAGCAGGCAAGCCAGUGAAGUGCGGGAGAGUGGGGAGGUGCUGAAGGGAAGGUUGCAGGAGCUGGAGGAUAAGGACAAGCAGCUGUAUGAUGUGUCCCAGGGGCUGAAAGGAAAGGUGCAGGAGAUCAGUAAAGACAGACAGCUCCUGGAGCACAGGCUGCAGAAUAUGGAGGCCAAGAUCCAGCUGCUGGAGCCAAGCAAGAGGCAGAAUCGCAGUGAAAAAGAGGACCUGCUGAGCAUCCAGACUUUAAUGGAGAUUCAAAGCAAGAGGAUUGAUGAGCUUUUAGAGAAGAUUAAACUGCAGCAAUACAAACUGGAUAAACAAAAUUUGCAAAUUAAAAGCUUACAAAAUACAAUUCAGAGUAACAGACUUGAAACUCAGACAUGGAAGAUGAACCUUAAAAAAACUGUUGAAGAUGAAGCUCAGAGUAACAGUAGCACAGAAGAAGGAAAACAUGUGUUCCCUUCUGACUGUCACCAAAUCUUCUUAGAAGGAAAAAAGUCCAGCGGAAUCUUCUCAAUACAGCCUUCUGGUGCUCAACCUUUUGAAGUCUAUUGUGAAAUGACAGCCGACGCAGGCUGGACUGUUACACAGAGACGUACUGAUGGCUCUGUUGAUUUUGAUCGGCUCUGGGAUGCUUACACAGAUGGUUUUGGAAACCUAAAUGGAGAGUUCUGGCUGGGACUAGAAAAGAUGCACCAGAUUACUCAGCAGGGACAGUAUCUCAUACACAUUGAUCUCCAGGACUGGGAAAAUAAUGUCCAACACAUGGAAGCAAAGUUUCUACUGGCUGGUUCUAAUGAAGCCUAUGCUCUUCAGCUUCUUGGCCCAGUGACUGGGGAACUAGAAAAUGCGCUAAGUGACUUUCAACAACUACAAUUCUCUACUCGUGACAGAGAUCAAGACAAAAAAUCUGAUUUUAACUGCGCCAAACACCUUUCAGGAGGAUGGUGGUUUAGCUCAUGCGGCCAUUCUAACCUUAAUGGGAAAUAUUUUCUCUCAGUACCCCGAGCAAGGCAUGAGAGGAAACAAGGGAUAUUCUGGAAGACCUGGAAGGGCCGAUACUACCCCCUGAAGUCUACCUCUAUCAAAAUCCGUCCUGUUGAUACAGACCUUACUGUGUGAACACUGAUCACCUGAAAGCAACCAAGUUGAAACUGAUUCAAAAACUAAAAACUGUUGAACAUCACCAAUAGGGUGUUUUUUAUUGCUGACAGUUGUCCACAGUUGUCAAUUAGCGUGGAAUACUAUGAGCUGGUCAGCUGUAUACUUGCUGAAAGCUUUGAACAGCUAGUUAAUAGUAACAUUAGGCUAGUAAACAGUAGACAGAUUAACGUUACUGAGGGGCAGCACUUACUUUUUUUAUGCCCACAGUACAAUUACAUUUUACUUUUGAAUUUUUACUUUGUUCUGUUUACAGAUUCUACAUCUAUUCUAUGCCAAAAUGUAUUGCUACAAAUGCUCAAUAGAGCUUUAUUUUUGGGGGGGAUCAAAAUGUAGACUGCAUGUGUGCCAUCCUACUGCACCCAAAUCUGGCCUGAGUUAUACAUUUUUAAAUCAGGUAUUGAUUAGACUGAUACUGAUUAUUGCACUAAUUAUAUUGUGUACUGUUUUUUACACUUUAAAGAGGAUGUUAAUAGAAAAAUGGAGGACUCCAGAUAAUAUUAAAAAAAAAAAUAUCCGCAAUACACUGCAGGUAUGAGGGGACAAUGCUCAUUCCAUUCUCUUCAAAUGCAGACAGGUACUACAGAUCAGGCCACUAUAGGUCAAUAAGCUGUCCGUCUUCUGUUAGGUGGAUAAAUACUGAUUUGUUUCUUGCAUAGAAAAUGCAAACAUUUGCUUUUUAUAGCUGCUCAUUUGGGAGAUUUCUGGUAAAAAAAGAUUUUGCUAAAUCAGUUCUACUUAGUUCACUGUGUGCAAAAUAAAGUCCUUGCAGGUUUAUGCAAAGAUGUUACACUUAAAGAAUAUCUUACAGCCUGAACAAGGUUCAUAUAUUCCAGUCAUAUUGACUGAUUUACAACGGUGACCAAAAACGUUGAACAAUGUAAAUAUUUUGUGUUUUUUUAAUGCAAUCUGUUGUUAAAUGUGUCUGUAUAUUUAAAUAAUUGUAAUUUAUAAAACAAAAGUAUUCAAAGUUUCAUUUUAACAUUUUUUAUUUGUUCAUUUUUCUUUGGUUAUCAAAUAAACAUUCAAAAGCCCAGCUUUUUGAAUAAGA